CUGACCUGUGGAUGACCUCCCUAAACCUGAGAGAAAACCCACUGAGAAAUAAAAUGAUAUACUGCCUGUUGAUCUCGCUUUGAUAAAUUUAUUCUUUGAAACGAGUUGAUGUCAUUUCUCCGACGUGGGGACGGAUUUAUAUGGAGCUUUGAAACGUGGACAUGGAGAUGUGGUGCUACCAAAAGCCGGGGUUUGAAGCCCUCCUCCUCGCUGAGCUGCAGAGACAGCAGCAGCGCAGCCAGUUCUGUGACACUCUGCUCAACACAGAAGGUAUAUCAGUGCCAGCACACAGUUGUAUCCUCUCAGCCAUCAGCCCCAACAUCUCCUCCACUCUGUCCACCACGCCGCCGCCCCCUGCAGGACAGAGCCGUCUCUUGGAGUUUCGGGCCCUGGGCGCCUGCACGCUGCUCAACAUGGUCCGACUGCUGUACUGUGGGGAGAUGGCAGGGGAGGGGGAGAAGGAGAAGCAGGAGGCUAUUUCUGCUGCAGCCAAGCUGGGCAUCCACGGGCUGGUGGAGGUUACAAAACGAGACCAUAAGAGCAGAAACAGGGAAGGAGAAGGCCGGCAUGUGGAUGUAGGAGUGCAGACGGAGCCGCUGAUGCCUGAGGAGCAUGAAGGGAGACGGGGCAGGUGGAGGAGAGAAGUGAGGGAUGGGAGCACCUUUCUGUGGAAAGAGAUGCUGUCAGAUGGGGGAAAAGACACAUGGACUCAGACAGAGGAGGUGCAAGUAAACACGGCGCCCCCUUCUCACACAGCGGCCUCCUAUGACACCAUUGAUAUGGCUGCUUUCCAGAGUUUAGGACAGACAGACUCUCAUCUUCUUACCUCUCAAAUUCCCUACAUCCCCGUAUCCCUUAUCUAUCCACCAGACAACCAAACACCCCAACCCUCCUCUGCUGUCAUUGACGCAAUGCAAGGAUCCAUCCAUGCAGCUGGACACACAUCUGUCCUUUCCCUCUCAACCCCGUGUGCUUCUGACUCUCAGAGCUGGUGGGCUGGUCCUCAGGGAGCAGCCAGAAGUGUCACAGCAGCUGAAGAGUGUGAGGAUGAGCGGUUAGAGCAGUUUCAGGACAACAUCCCAGGAUACAUCAGCUACUUCCUAAACCCAGAGAAGGAGGAGGGACGAGGAGAGGCGGCACGGGUGAGAGAAGAGCCAGGAGACCCCGAGGGAGACCAGCAGGGAGGGGAAGACGAGGGUUAA
Molecule: messenger RNA, 1202 nt
Organism: Centropristis striata (black sea bass)
Lineage: Eukaryota; Metazoa; Chordata; Actinopteri; Perciformes; Serranidae
Exons: 4
Coding region: 162-1202 (346 amino acids)
Biological process (GO): positive regulation of transcription elongation by RNA polymerase II
Molecular function (GO): protein binding
Source: RefSeq, a predicted model, not a curated record